CAGACCGACGGUGAUCGGUAGAGGGGCCGUUCAGUUGGGGCCGAGAGAGCCACGCAGGAGGAGGGAACGUAGAAUCAAGCCAAUUCCAUCAGACCCCCACAAACACAUACACAAACAAACACAUCUCAACUUGUGGACGGUCAUUCGUAUGCGAAACUCGAUAAUUGGUGAUCGCGCUCCAGCUGUGUUACGUAUCAUGGCGCCCUUAAUUGCAAAACAGGCACACGCGGUGCCAAGAACAGACGAAGAGACUUACAAUGGUGGACACUCGCCGUGUCAUGUUGCUGGAUGUGAUGACGGUGUUUCGAACGUGCGAUAAAUACAGACUUGUACACCCCUGCAUUGGGAUUCAUAUUUCCUAAUAAAAUAACGAAGUGAGAUAAAUGUUUACACAUCGUCUGUAUCGGAACCUGCAGAAAUGUGACGUGUACUUGGUGGAAACAUUUUUUUUUAAAUCUCAAGGAAACAUGGAGGAACUUACUGUAAGAAGACUGUUCAGAACGCCUGUACACACUAAUAUUUGCAGUGAAUUAAUAUUUUGAAACUCAAAUUGCGUUUUGGUUGUUGAUUCAGUGUUGAGCUUGUGAGUGCGGUGUUACACGCCCCCUGCAGGGGGGAAAUAAGGGAAACAUGCGUCUCAGACUGGAACGUUUGCACAGGAAUAAACUUGCGGCAGUUAUAAGAUAAUAUUUUGACUUUUCAUGGAGUUUGUUGUGAAUGAAAAAGGAACAUCUAACUGGGAGAGUCUUCUCGCGGCCUGCGUGUAGUGGCAAUUGUGUCAGAAGGAGAGAGAAGAAAAUGAUUCAAAUGCCGUGAAGAAGGGAUCACUCCAACUUAAUCACCUCCAAAACAUAUCCAAGAUGCGGAUUAAAAUGCCAGCAGUUCGGAUCGCGCAAGCGGACGCUGAAGUGGUGCAUCAGGACAUCCUGACAUGCGGGGUGUGCCAGAAGCCGUUCGCCCUGGCAGACAUCGUGAAAUUCAUCCAGCACAAAGUGCUCGCCUGCAACAAGGAGAACUACUCCCUCAGUUUCUCUGGGGGCGACCAUCGCGACGCCAACAACACGGACAGUGACGAUGGUGACGGCGGUGGCGGAGGCGGAGGAAGUGGUAGUUCCUCACUUCCGGUUCCUCUGAGUGUCGUCAAUACGCGUCGGCCGAGCAUAUCAGCUCCGAUAAACAGUAAGAAGGCCGCCGCGGCAGUGGCGUCGUCUUCUGCAUCAGCGAGCGUCGCUACACCCGGGAGGAUACUGUGUACCCCUCCCCCACCUUCCCCGAGGAUGCUGGGUUCCUCAGAUAUUCUGAUGGAUGAGCCUCCCAGUAGCACGCCGAAACGUCGGGCUGGCAGUAGCAGUCCGGCCUGUAAGACGGACGACCUGAAUCAUAAUGCUCAGGAUGAAGAUCUUAAACCGAGGAUAAAGCAGGAGCAUGUGGACACAGGGUCUUCACCGGACGAGGCCAUCGUCAAGAGGAUCCGGACGGACGUCGUCGACGCCGAGUCAAACACGACGCAUUCUGAACCGAGUAACUACGUUUGUUCUACGUGCAAACAAAGACUCCAUUCGGCCUGGCGUCUCGUCCAGCACGUGCAGAACAGUCAUGGCAUCAAGAUAUACGUGGAGUCGUCGCCUUCCUCUUCUUCGACGGGUUCCUCUUCCUCGCCCUGUACAACGUCUUCACUGUCUGCCACGGGGAAGAAUGCGAUUGGCCCUGCGAAUGGUAACAACCAUUCUUCAUCAUCGUCUUCCUCGUGCUCCGGGUCGUCCACAUCCUCCGGCUGUUCCAGCUCUUCCGGUGGCAACAGCAGCAAUGCCCCUACAACUCCUGUGAGUGCAACACCUCUGUCUUUACCACCACCAGGUGUUUCUUCGAGGUUAGCCCAUCAUCAGGCUUUACACCACCCUCCACCGCCGUCUUCGUCGCUGGUCGAUCCUCAUCAUCCUCUUCACAACAGUAACCCUUUUGGUGUUGGUGGUCUCCUGAGGAUGCCCUUAGGAGACCGAUCCCAUCAUCAGUUUCCCCCCACGUCAAUGGCAGCACCACUGAGCAACCACCUCAGUCAUCAUCACGUCGCGCCAGGGGGCGGGCCCCCCAGCACCGCGGGUCUAUUCACCAGGCCAUCUAGUCACCACGACCAUCACUUCCGGAUGGAGCAACUAGUGUCAGAGCAGUUUCGUCUUAACCCUCACCAUGGACUAGGGUUAGCUGCUGCUGCAGCUUGCGCCGCCGCAGCGGCUGCAGCUGGAGGUGUCCCACCCCCUCAUCCACCAUUUGGCCCUCCAGCUUCUGACCGGGUGCCAACUUCUAUCCCAACGUCCACAGGACCACCUCGUUCCUCUGCCGUUCCGCCAGCCCCCACGCUUGGCCUCGGCUUGGAGCCACAGCUCGACUUCUAUUCACAGCGACUCCGGCAACUGGCCGGUACCACUAGUCCAGGCGCGGCGAAUGGGAACUCGUCCCCAUCUCCCAGGAAACCCAUAUUGACUCCACCGUUCACGAGUCCGCCUAGCAGUAACAGUCACCACCCAUCAAUGAGCUCUGUUGUCACUCCGAUACUACUCAACAACAACAAUAACAACAACACUAACAACAAUAACAACAGCAGUGGCUCUGGCACUUCUCAUACCAGCAAUCGGCCUGAGUCAUUGUCCUCACCGGAGAAGCAGUCUCCACUCUCGGACCCAGUCACCAGCUCUGCUGUAGCACUCACUUCUACACCCAGAUCUGCAUCUACCCCUCCAACUAAUUUAAAAAAGUCAGAUUUCUCAAGAAGUCAAACGUCAUUGUCACGGACAGCAGAGGCUGGUGAUGGCGGUGAUACAGGAGGUGGAGGAGAAAGGUUAGAGAGGAUAAGAGCAUGUGAGUUCUGCGGGAAGAAGUUUCGUUUUCAGAGCAACCUGAUAGUCCACCGUAGGACACAUACAGGAGAGAAACCAUACAAGUGUGCCGUAUGCAGUCACGCAUGUACUCAGAGUUCAAAGCUGAAGAGGCAUAUGAAGAUCCAUCGUCGUGCACUGAGGACGGGAAACGGGCAGGCCGGUGGCGAGGCGGGGACUACCAAUGGGGGAAGUACCAACUCGACACCGGAUAACAUUUCGCAUACUGGCUCAGUUGAGACUCUGGAUGACGAUGGUGAUGAUGAGGAUGAUGAUGGCGAGGAAGAAGAUGAUGAGGAAGAAGAAGAAGAGGAGGAGAUGGAACUUGAAGAAGAGGAAGGUGAUGAUGAUGACGAUGAUGAUGAUCUUGGUGGAGACGCUCCUGAAGACCUCACUACCAAGUCUACAUCAUCAACUCCACCUAACAACGUGUCUGGAGAUGCAAACAAAGCCAAAACUAGCACUCCACGCCCCACACCAACACCAACCCCUCUUGAGAAGAUUACUACUUCGGGUUCUUUGGUUGGUGAGUUAAUGGACAAAUUUGGGUUGAGUAAUAUCCAACAGUACAACGAAGCAUACAAGCAGGCUCUUCAGGAAUCUGUCGUUGGGUCACACCAGCUACACAUCAACAACAAAGAAGGCCUUCAUCAUAGAUCGCCUCUCAUAUCAGACAACAACAACGGUGGUGGGAAAACGUCUCCUGUGAUCGCGAAGAACAGUCUCGAGAAUGGGAUGCUCGACAAAUCAGCAGCAGCCAUGCGGUUUCGUGAAGAGUUCGCGAAAAACAUAAUAGCUGCGGGCCAACCCCCUUUAGAUUUAAUUGGUGCUCCUCACGGUCUGUUUGGAAGUAGUGCAGCUUUUGAAAAUCCUUUUGAUGCUGCUAAUAAGCGAUUGAAACUUGACCUGGAAAAUCAUCAUAAUCAUCAUUCAUCAUCACUAGGUCGAGGUGGAGCUCCCAGUACUGAUCGAGAUGGUCUGUAUGCAGGACUUUGGUUACCAGCAAUGGCUGCAGCUCACCACAGGGAUCACCAUCUGUUUGGUGGUGACACCCCGACCAUGGACCUCCUCAGUUCCCGUUCCUCAAAGUCAGCAGAAAGUGCUCUAUUGAAAGCUAGCAGUGGAGGAUCGAAAGCAGGACCAAGUGCUUCAUCUUUAGCAGCCGCAGCGGCUGCAGCUGCUGCACUAAACCUUGGCUUAUCUGGAGGACCAGGAUCUCAACAGCAACACUUGAAGAAGGAGAGCAGGCGCAAUGAUACAUGUGAAUACUGCGGAAAGGUGUUCAAAAACUGCAGUAACCUUACAGUGCACCGCCGAUCACACACAGGUGAGAAACCAUACAAGUGUGAACUGUGCUCUUACGCGUGCGCACAAAGUUCCAAGCUGACACGUCACAUGAAAACUCAUGGCAGACUUGGAAAAGAUGUGUAUAGAUGUCGGUUUUGCGAGAUGCCGUUCUCUGUGCCAUCUACAUUGGAGAAGCACAUGAGGAAGUGUGUUGUAAAUCAGAAUAACAAGGCUGGAGGGGGACAUAUCCUUCCAGCACUGAUCAGCGGUGGAGAGGACACUGGGGACUCCAGUGCGUCAGCCUCCAAAGACACCACAUGACUCUUUCCAUGGGGAGGGUUCCGCCAUCUUCCUCUUCAAAGUAUUUAUUAAAAACCUCCACCACACUUUCCUCAUGCCCUUCUCCAAAUAAUAUUAAAUGCCGAAGAGUAUUAUCUUCUGGGACAUAACGCCGUCUAGCCUGUUGAAAGUUGAAUUUCAACGUACUACACCGGUUGACUUGUUAACGGACUACACUGCGUUAUGGCCCAGAAAAUUGUUCUCUUCAUAAACACCCCUGUGAGAACCUCAAAUACUAAAUUACGUCAUACAGUAUUCAGAUUUGUGUACUUUAACUUCUGGUCUUCUGUUGAGAGUAUAAAUGAUCACCAGAAUCACUGAUUCUGCACAGAUAGAUACUUCUGAAAGUUUAAAGCUUCAUUUUAUUUUACUAACUUAAACCAGAUAGGAUUGAUCACAUUCAGUAACUUUGGAAAUAAAUUCAAUCUGGUUACUUUACACUUCCUAGAAGUUGCUAUAAAUAAAAGUAUAAUAUAUGAUAUAUUUGAAAUUUAAGGAGGUCACAAAUACGUUUACUGUAUAACGAACAAUCUCUACUCCAUCCAUUGUUCUUGUCUCCCAUUACUACAUCUAUAACUCCUGGCGGAACAUCUCCCCUUCGGUUGAGUCAAAAAUAAGUUUAUUGUAAAGUAAAAACAAUUUAGAACAGGAAAAUGACAGGUGAACAAUACCUUACUGAUUCAUAUUUGGACUAAAGUCAAUAAUUAUAGAAACCAUCUUACCAUGAACUAAUGAUUAUACCAUCCAGACAACCAAUUUGGAAAACAGAAACGUAAGGAUCGUCAGAAGAUCUAUGUUAUACUCAGUAACACAGUGAUUUCAAUUAUGUUUCAAGUCAGAAAUUGUGUUGGAAGAAUCCAUUGAUACCACACACACACAAAAUACACAUGGACACUCAUAUGUACAUAAAGUUUCCAGCCCCUAAAAUUGUUGUUGUAUUUUUUCUGGUAUAGUUGGAUAAAGGUUUAAAAGUGUUGUUAUACUCAUUAAAACAAAAAUAAUAUUGAUGGGUAGAAACGUUUUUACCCCAAAUAUCUCUCCCUCUGUUGAAGUACCUACAUAAACAUGAGAGAAAUCUUUACUGUCUUGAAAGUACCAUGUCUUUGUAAAUGUUAAAAUAUGGUAGAUAUCACAACACAUCUGCAGCUAUGUACCUCAGACUUGUAUGGAAGUUUCUUCUUAAUGUAAGAUUAUAAGUUCACUGGAGUCAUUAUUUAUACAUCUGGUAUUGGUUAGGACUUCAAUCCAAGAUGUGGACACCCAUUCCAGUGAGUAUUAAGUGUUAAAGAAAUUGGUUUGUGGUUGUAAGACUGUUCACAUUUAUUUCUAUUUAUUCUUGAAUUUGAUAAUUGAUGUAACUGAUACCAAAGCAAUGUAAAAUUACAUGUAUUAUCAUUAAAAUUUCAUUACUACACAAUGAUGUUACAAUGAAAACUUUAAUUGUUAGAAAUUUUCUGACCAAAUAUUUUCGUUCAUUCUAUUGUAAUUAAAAGAUAUUCAUAAUGUUGGCCAUAUUUUGCACAAAUGUUUUUUUUUUUUUCAUGGUUUGGAAUGUAUUUCUUGUCCCUUUUCCAUCUAAUAAACUUUGAUAACACUGGUAUUUUCCACAAAGUGGGAGGGUAAACUGGGAAAGUUAAAAUCAUUUUCAACUGUUUUUCUUAGCAAGUGUCAGUAUAUGGGAAAGGUGACAAAUUUGAUUGUGGUCUAAUUUAUUUAUUAAUACUUAAAGCAUAUCAGACUGAUGUUUAGUAAUCAAUUUUUAUUUUUCUCGAUAAUGAAUAAAUAUCUACUGAUAUUUUUUGUAGUGCCCUAAUAUGUCCGACUAUAAGAUAUUGCCAGAGAAUUUAUUCUGUUUCUUUAUUUUCCUUCUAUAUUUUUGCUUGAACAUACGAAAUAUUCUUUGUGAUGGAUUGAGAGCAAGCUGUUCUCAAAUUUGUUUCAAAAGACUGAAGAUUUUCUUUAAUUUAUCAAAUAUAUAUAGCAGUGUAAUACUAGACUCCAGUAAUUAAUCAUAAUGCUGAAUGGCGUGCUUCUAGAGGUAAGAAAAUUAACAUACUAACACUAUUUUAUAUUUGCAUUGCACUGAUUUGCCAAAAAGGAUUAACAAAGGAUGUGAAUACUUUUUUCUUUCUGCAUUUGAAUAUUACUUCAAACAAAUGACUAGUGCUCCUACAUUUACACAUACCUUGUUAUAAAUCUGAAGUAAUCAAUUCUUUGACUAGACAUACUAAAAACAAUAAUUCCAGUACUUCAACAAUAUAAUCUUUAAUUAAUUUUUUACUUAUUGUUAAAACUUUGAAACAGAGUUGAUCUCUAACAUUAUACACACUCGUAAUUACGUAGUUUAUUCUUACAAAUUAUUUUACACAUUAAACAUAAUUUUAUUCUGUUACUGGUUUGAUGACGAAUUGAAAAAACAACAUUUUACCCUGUCAGAAAAUAGGACCGGGGACAAAAUCUCUGGCACCCCAAGGUGUAAACAGUAACAAAUUCAAUAAAGUAUUAAUUUAUUCAUUCUAACGAACCCUAAAGCAAUUGUACAGUGUUAUGUCAUCUAACAAAGUACUUUCAUAUUGUAUUCAUCUUUGGUAUAGGACAUCUUGAGGUAAAUGCAUUACACUUUCAUUGCUGUGUUGUACAAAUGUACGUAGUAUUUAAUUCAAGAUACAUAUGCAGUAGACCCUCGUUUGAAUUCAGGUGCUAGGUUACAGCUUCUGUUACCUGCUUUCUAAUCGAAAUUGACAUUUAUCAAAGUUUGGAAAUACUCUUAUUAAAUAUAUAGUAUUUAAUAUAUAAUAUCAUUGUUUUAGGGAUUUGCCCCCUCCAGCAGGUCGGCAAGAUUUCCAGUCAUCCGCGGUUCAACAGGUAUAAGGGGUACUCAUUAAAUUUUUGCUCUUUGAAGAAAAAUCCCAAUGUUACAGACAUCAGAAACGUACAGCCUAUUCACAGGGGUCUCUGGACUUUGCCCUCCGUACCCACAACAAGACAUAAAUGAUUGUUGCAAUACAGACAUGAAUUGUAAAUAACAUUUUCAUAGAAAUUUGUACAACUUAAAAUUUAUGUAAUCAUAUGGUAGCGAGAACAUGACCAAAGCUCAGAUACGACGAGGUCCUACUGUAUAAGUUUUGAGGUUUAUGUGAUAUGAUUGUCCCAAUUGUGGCCUUUUGGGCUUAGACAUACGUGGUAUUGUAGGUGGAUACCGACAUUUGUAGGAUCAUGCUGCUCCUAGCAUCGGGGUCGAAGUGAGUACUAGUUCAGGAAUAAGAUGGUCAGUCAUGUUGACCCUGACAGAGGUUGCAUCUUAUUAACCACCUGCAAGACUACAUAGUGCUAAAAGACUUUUAGAUAGUCUGAGGGAGCUGAAGAUUUAUCAUGCCUCUAAACAAACUCACUCAUUAUGCAGUGUCCAACCCAGAAGACCACAAUCAUAAAAUAUGCAUUUUCAUCCAGAUAUAUUUCAAGGGCAUGGGCCUUUUAAGGGCAUGGCAGAAAAUAUAGACACAUAGGUUUCAGUAAAUAAUAUGAAUCAUAUUUUGAUAUAUUUUAUGGGAAAUCUGUACCCUUGAAAACUCCAUAAACUUUAACAUGAAAGAUCAACUCUGUUUUGACAUAUUAGCAGAAUAAUUAAUACUGACAUUCCCAAAUAUCAGCAUUUCAGGUUUGUUGUAUUCUUUUAAUACAGUUACCUGUAAAAACCAAGACUGGAUGUGCCAAGUUGCAAAACCAUUAAUAUAAAACAAUAUGGCCAGAAAUAUUAUUAUUUCAUAUGCUUAAUUUGUUAUAUUCCACUCACUAUUCUGUUAUAUGUAUUUAAUAGAGGUUAUGAGUAACCAAGUGUGUUUUGCAGUGAUUUUGAUAUAGCAUUUUUGUGGGGGGAGGGUGUGUUGAAUAAUUGUAGUAAUAUUGAAAAGCGAAGAACAGGGUGGUCCUAGCAUUAUCAUCCUGGUGUGAGAUUCUUACGUGGUGUUGCAAGGAUGAAGUCAUUGUGAGCUGCGUACUUUGAAGACACAGUCAGUCACAGUAAACAAGUGUGUGUAUGUAUGUGUACAUAGAAAUUAAAAAAAGUAAAAUAAAUAAAAAGAUACGUUAUUUUAAAUGGUAUUUAAAUAACAAAUCAAAUAUUGUAGGUGAUAACACAUACAGACAAUUAAAGUAGUAGUAAUGAUACAAAGAAUGGCGACGUAUCUUCAUCACUUCGUGUUCAAUGUGCAUGAUUGUCAUUUGUCUCUCAUUCAAGCGCAUAAUGGGAUUUAUUUGUUUUGCCUCCCUCGCUUUCUGUAUGGCAGUAGACAUUUGUAUUACAAUAUUAAAAUGUGUGGCUUGUUGUUCUCUAAAACUGUAUUUAUUAAAUAUUAUUUGCUUGUUACCUUCAAAGAAUGUAAUUACUGAUAUGUGUCUGCAAUUUUUUGUUCUGUUUAGGGCCUUGACUCUUGAAAGAUAAAAUAUUAGUAUUAUUAUAAUUAUUAUUAAUAAAAUAAAAUAUUAUGAAACAAAGAUUAUGAGAAAAUAAAUAUCAGCUAUCCACAGUUAUUUGCAAUAUACUUCACAUGCAGCCGGUUUACAGAGUCAAGGUUCCAGCAUCAAGGGUUAUGUUAAGUGCCUAUCUUUUUUUUUUUCAUUUGAUUCCUUUGAAAAUUAAAAUAAAGGAAAGCAAUUUACCAAAAAGUAAAAGAAUGAAGCUCGUAAAUUUCUGCACGAGAAUUGUAUUAUUCAAGCACUUGCUGCAUUGUAUGAUAAACAAAUUAAUGUACAAAAAACUUGAUGAUAAUUCUUGUUUGUAUAGAUCUUCUCUCCCCUUCUCAAACUUUUCCAGCUAUUUUCUCUCUUGCUUUGUGUUCUCAAUAUGCAUUAUUAGUGGCUUGUAAACUGUAAAAUAAUUGAAAACUAUUUACUUUUUACCCACACACUAUAUUACAGGGUAAAUUGCUAUAUAAAUAGUAUUUGUCUAAGAAAGUUCAUUUUGUUAACAUACAAGUAUGGUUCUUGUGACAAACAAAGAGUUUUCAGGGUACAUUUGUGAAGAAAUGUAAUAUAAACUGCAUACAGUAAUAAUAAAAUACAUAUUAUGUUGUGUGUCAAAAAUAACAGACAUUGAUAUACAUCAACUUAGAAAUACAAGAAGUUCCAAAUAUUAAAAUGAAGUGUCCUAUCCUUCUUUUUGAAUGGACGUAUCUUGUGUUCCAUGUAUUAUAUAGAUGGAAUAUUACUUUACACUACAUUAUAAGAGGAUAAGUUACCUUCCAAAUCCCCAACAUCUUCUCAUAAAAGCAUAUAUGCUUAUCCUUGUAGAUGAAGCUGAUGCUCUACUGUUUACAAUAAAAAUAAAUUUCAUUUGUUUCCUUCUGAAACACUAUAUAAACAGGAUGUUUUUGUUUAAAUUAAUACUGAGUUUAAUUCCACACGCGCAGGAGUAUAAUAUUUAAUUAAAAUCAUCCUGUAUACAAUAAUAUAUGCAAUAUUAUGGUGGACCACAUUUAGGUUUAUUUCGAAAGAAUGAACACUGUUCUUCACAUGAUCGUAGUUAAUAUUCUAGGACAUUCAUUUUUUUUUUUUUGUGAAUCAAAAUUCAAACAGAGAUUAAGAAAGAACUGUAAAAUACAAACUUAGGAGAAGGAAUUUAUCCCAACGUUUGAAAUGAAAAAUUUUAUACCCUAACAUUAUUAUAAUUCGUAUGAUUAAACUAUUUAGUAUUUGUAAAGAAUGUACACGCCACCAAUUUAUGAAAUAUACUGUUAAUAUCCUAUUAGUGUAACAGUGUGCAUGAAGACAGAUAGCAAACAAAUUUCCUAACGCAACAAUUUGUUCUCGUUUUUUUCUCCUGUGACUUUUAUUACUUACAAUAAUUAUUAUUUAUUUGUACAUGUAAUGUACCAAAAUGUGGAACAUAGAGCUGAGUAUGUGUAUUUAUGAUGAUUGUCAUUUGUUUUUAUUAAAGGCUUCUUUAUAGAGA
This is a messenger RNA of Cryptotermes secundus, 10449 nucleotides long. RefSeq names its product B-cell lymphoma/leukemia 11A (gene Cph). Gene Ontology annotation, cellular component: nucleus. The coding region runs from base 861 to 4481 and encodes 1206 amino acids. The record is from RefSeq and is a predicted model, not a curated record. The transcript is spliced from 3 exons. Gene Ontology annotation, molecular function: RNA polymerase II cis-regulatory region sequence-specific DNA binding; DNA-binding transcription factor activity. NCBI's taxonomy places the organism in Eukaryota, Metazoa, Arthropoda, Insecta, Blattodea, Kalotermitidae. Gene Ontology annotation, biological process: regulation of transcription by RNA polymerase II.